ACCGGUUGCUAAACUUUACGUGCAGAAUUAACCUCACGAGUCGCCCCUCUGCGCCCGUGCCGAUACCCUGUUCGACCGAGACAUUACUCGUCCAUCGUCAUUCAAGUGUCCUGUACUCGUCUCUUGCGCAAAUACAGACCUUUGCUAAGAAGUCAUCAUCGGCCGAGCUUCUGCUUGCGAUUCACCUUCUUUCAAUCAGGUCACCAACAUAGGCCCGCUCUUUUUGCCCAUCACGGCUCCCACUACACAAAGCAUUCCUCUUGCAUUGAACCGCCCCGGCGACUUUGCCCACUUUGUUUGCAUUUUUGCUUCGAAUAGGACAUACGCAUCCAAACAAUGUCGGCUCAUCGGCCAAACGCUUUCAACAGCCUCCGGAUGGGAGAGGUGAUCCGCGAGAAGGUCCAAGAUGGAGUGACUGGAGAAACUCGGGAUCUGCAAUACACGCAAUGCAAGAUUGUCGGAAAUGGCUCCUUCGGUGUUGUUUUCCAGACCAAGCUGUCCCCAUCUGGAGAGGAUGCUGCCAUCAAGCGAGUCCUUCAGGACAAGCGAUUCAAGAACCGUGAGCUCCAGAUCAUGCGCAUUGUCCGCCACCCCAACAUUGUUCAGCUGAAAGCUUUCUAUUAUUCCAAUGGCGAACGUAAAGAUGAGGUUUACUUGAACCUCGUCCAAGAGUUCGUGCCCGAGACCGUCUACCGAGCCUCUCGAUUUUUCAACAAGAUGAAGACUACUAUGCCCAUCCUGGAGGUCAAGUUGUACAUCUACCAGUUAUUCAGAGCCUUGGCAUACAUCCACUCUCAGGGCAUCUGCCACCGAGACAUCAAACCUCAGAACCUUCUCCUGGAUCCCAACAGCGGCAUCCUUAAGCUUUGCGAUUUCGGAAGUGCGAAAAUUUUGGUCCCUAAUGAGCCCAACGUUUCGUACAUCUGUUCCCGGUACUACCGUGCACCUGAACUUAUCUUUGGUGCGACAAAUUAUACCACAAAGAUCGAUGUGUGGUCUACUGGCUGUGUGAUGGCUGAACUGAUGCUUGGUCAACCUCUCUUCCCUGGCGAGUCUGGCAUUGAUCAGCUCGUCGAAAUUAUUAAGGUCCUUGGCACUCCUACUCGAGAACAAAUUCGAACCAUGAACCCCAACUACAUGGAGCACAAGUUCCCCCAGAUCAAGCCUCAUCCAUUUAACAAGGUCUUCCGAAAGGCGGAUGCCAAUGCUAUUGACCUCAUCGCCCGCCUCCUUGAGUAUACCCCAACCGAGCGACAGUCAGCUAUCGAUGCUAUGGUUCACCCUUUCUUUGACGAGCUUCGGGACCCCAAUACAAAGCUUCCUGAUUCGCGACACGGCACUGGCCAGCUUCGUGAACUCCCUGCGCUUUUCGAUUUCACACGUCAUGAACUCUCAAUCGCCCCCAGCCUGAACCAAAAGCUUGUUCCAGCACAUAUUCGACCCGUGCUAGCAUCUCAAGGCCUUGAUAUCGACCACUUCACACCCUUGACGGAGCAGGAGAUGAUGGCGAAACUCGAUUGAGCCGGCCUCGCGUCGAGGCGAAGGGUAGUUUGCAUUUGCUUACACCCUUCUCAGGCUCUCCGCGGCUGUGGAAGAGUCCUGCC
Molecule: messenger RNA, 1604 nt
Organism: Fusarium oxysporum Fo47
Lineage: Eukaryota; Fungi; Ascomycota; Sordariomycetes; Hypocreales; Nectriaceae
Product: kinase-like domain-containing protein
Exons: 6
Coding region: 337-1521 (394 amino acids)
Biological process (GO): signal transduction; protein phosphorylation
Cellular component (GO): cytoplasm
Molecular function (GO): protein serine/threonine kinase activity; protein serine/threonine/tyrosine kinase activity; ATP binding
Source: RefSeq, a predicted model, not a curated record